This is a messenger RNA of Schistosoma curassoni, 1518 nucleotides long. The record is from the annotation of a GenBank genome assembly. NCBI's taxonomy places the organism in Eukaryota, Metazoa, Platyhelminthes, Trematoda, Strigeidida, Schistosomatidae.
UUUGAUUUAUCAUGUUUUGUCUGUCUUUCAUUUUGCUAAUUUUGUCAGUAAUUCGAGAAAGAAACUUUUUAUAAACGACCUAGAUGCUGAAAAUCAAUUAUAAUUACUUAUUGGCCAAUUCUGAUAUUCUAACCUAAAUCGAGACAUAAUUUAACCAGUUGAUUCUUUUCAUGCCAAAAAUAGCUGAAAAGGUGUACUUGUGUAUCGCAAAUAUACUUUCAAAACUUCUUCCGGUCUGCUCUUAUUCCUGGUCUCACCAUGACCUCAUUAUUUUGGCCUGUUGCUCCUGAUGAGGUUGAAUAUAAGAAUCGCAGCAAAAUAUCAGUUGUUGGUUGUGGAGCAGUUGGAACAUCGAUUGCAUUUUCUCUGCUCGAUAUGGCUGGUGCAAUUGCCCUAAUUGAUGUCAAUGAAUUUAAGGUAAAGGGUGAAGUCAUGGAUUUGAUGCAAGGUCAGAUGUUCUCCGGAUAUUGUAAAAUUACUGGUGGUUCCGACUUUAAAUUGACGACAAAUUCAGAUAUUAUCGUAGUUACAGCAUGUGUGACUGAUAAAAACGAAAAUCCUGAACAACAAUUAGUAAAAAAUGUUAAACUUUAUCAGGAAAUAAUCCCUAAGAUUACUUAUCAUAGUCCUCAAUGUGUUUUGUUGAUUGUCACAAAUCCAGUUGAUAUAAUGACACAUGUAGCCGCCAAACUCAGUGGUUUCCCGAAACAUCGAGUUUUUGGUACUGGGACAAUUUUGGACUCAGCAAGAUUCCGUUAUCUUCUUGGUCAGAAAUUUAGUGUCGAUGCCUCAUCAGUUAAUGGUUAUAUAAUUGGAGAACUUGGUGAAAAUAGUAUACCUUUAUGGAGUACCGUGAAUAUUGCUGGUGAACGUUUAGUCACAAAAAAUGCACAUAUUGGAUGUUCAAGUGAUCCUGAAAAUUUCAAAUUGGUUUAUGAAUCGACAAUCAAAAGUACAGAAGAACUUAACCGAUUAAAAGGUUGUAAUUCAUGGUCUAUUGGACUUGCUUGUCGUGCCAUAUGUGAUGCUAUAAUACACAAUCUUCAUACCAUUUAUCCCGUCUCAGUGUAUGUUAAAGAUGUGAAUGGGAUCCAAGAAGACGCUUUUCUGAGUUUUCCUUCUUUGAUCAACUCUAAAGGAAUAAGUCAUAUAAUACCACAGCAGUUAAAUCCUGAUGAAGAAAGGAAAAUAAAACAAAGUGUUCAGAAGCAAAUAAACAUGGUGAUACAUCUAGGCAUAUGAAGCUUCACUGUAAUGGAUAUUUUCAGUUUGUUCAGAAUGACUUUUAUUAUUUAUCCGUGAGUUUUUGCCAUUUUGAUAAACUACUUUUAAUACACUAGUGCAUUGGAAGUACUUCAGAUGAAUUUUCUUUCAUUUGAGUGUGUUUUUAUCAGUAACAGAUAGAAAAUAGUAUAAUCAAAAUUUACCUCAAUUAAACAGACGUGUGGUAGCUAUUGUCCUGUUAUGGUUACAACUAAUAAUUACUAGUAAUGGUUUUAAUACAAUAAGAAUGGCAGC